Messenger RNA from Fonsecaea nubica, 2520 nucleotides. RefSeq lists its product as hypothetical. The record is from RefSeq and is a predicted model, not a curated record. NCBI's taxonomy places the organism in Eukaryota, Fungi, Ascomycota, Eurotiomycetes, Chaetothyriales, Herpotrichiellaceae. Gene Ontology annotation, molecular function: DNA replication origin binding. Gene Ontology annotation, cellular component: nucleus; nuclear origin of replication recognition complex. Gene Ontology annotation, biological process: DNA replication initiation; DNA replication. The transcript is spliced from 2 exons. The coding region runs from base 1 to 2520 and encodes 839 amino acids.
AUGGAACAUUUGGACGCCUCCCCCCGUGCUUCGAAGCGACGUCGAACAGCAACAUAUGCUACAAGCAGGCGGACUGUAGCCUCAUCACCUCCCGAAUCUGUGCACGAGACGGAAAGAGAGACAAAGGAGGCAACGUCUAACAACAGGCGGAGAAGAGUAUUGGAACAAAGGGGACAAUUGUCAGAGGACGAAUCCUCCAAGGCUAUCGAUGGAAAGAGCACCAUUGCGCCAUCAGGCGAGGAAAAUGCUGCCGAGAGCACACCGCGAAGGAGUAGUGGCCGCAGAACAAAGGCAAUAGAGGGUGUUUCAGAGCCAGUUUCGGAUGUUCCCACAAAUACGCACAAAAAGGGGGAAAUAAUCGACCAGAAUCUGAAGGAAGGCAGAGAACACUUGCAGGAUGGCCUUCGCCCUACCAUGGAAGACUCUGAACACGAGGAAGAGGAGAGCACAGCCUCGGCAAGACCGCGAUCAAGUACACGCAUAAGACGGCCAUCUCGACGACUCCAACUAGCUACUGAAGAAUCACCAUUGCGAGCUUCCAAACGACCGAAGAAAUCCAACGGGAAACACCCUGUCGAGUCCGUGUCAUCACAGCCUGUUUCUGCGCCCGCAACAAACAGUGUCCUGUCACCACAGCCGAAAGGGAUCUUGACGCCCUCACGACAUGGUCGCCGUGGCAAGGCGCGUAAAUCGGUGGCUUUUGAGGGUUCUGUCGAUGACGAUCAGAGACAGAUUGAGGAGCAACUCGGCUUCAAGGAUAUAGCUCAAUCGACCAAGAAGACCGCAAAGAACCGAUCGGAGCAUGUCGACUCCAGCAAAGCGGUAAACCGCACAGAAGACCAGCAAGAUCCCGAGGAUGCUCUCGAGAACACUGAGUCGCCAUCGGAAAAUGGGGACCCUGAAGAUCAGGCAUCACUUUUGGAGGAAGAGCUAUUUGACAUCAACGACAUCAUCUCCGUCUCUCAGGUCUCAGACUUUCCUCCACCAGGAAAUGUCGCUGCCGGCGUUAUCGUGGACGAGGAUCCUCAUCUCACAAAUAUCAAACUGCAGAUUCUGUCUCGAAUCACAGAUGCACACAGCGAUGACCUCUCCCUCACACCUUCGCCUGUCCCCUCCCAUCUGCAAACCCAGUAUGAUACCCUGCAUGCCCUCCUCACUGCAACGGUCACGUCUGGCGAGUCCAACUCUCUACUCCUCCUUGGUUCCCGAGGGAGCGGAAAAUCUCUCCUCAUCCGACACACCUUGAGUGACCUACGAAAAGCCUACGGCGACGAUUUCCACGUCGUCAAGCUAAACGGGUUCAUCCAGACCGAUGACAAAUUGGCUCUCAGGGAAAUAUGGCGUCAACUAGGGCGGGAGAUGGCUGUGCCUGAGGACGAGACGGGAGAAGUGAGCAGUUAUGCCGAUACGAUGGCCAGUCUUUUGAGUCUGUUGAGUCACCCGGAGGAGCUGACCGCUGAUCCAGACGCCAUGGCUAUUGACAAUACCACGGCUACAAUGGACUCUGGAGGAGUGAACCGUGCGUCGAAAAGCGUCAUCUUCGUCCUCGAUGAGUUCGACCUCUUCACCACUCAUCCGCGACAGACAUUGCUCUACAACCUCUUCGACAUCGCUCAGGCAAGGAAAGCCCCCAUCGCGGUGAUUGGAUGCUCGACGCGCAUGGACAUCGUCGACUGUUUGGAGAAGAGAGUCAAGAGUCGUUUCAGCCAUCGCUGGCUGCAUGUCCCCGCCGUGAAGAGCCUCGUUGCCUUUGAGGAAGUUGUCAGAGCUGUUCUCUGCUUGCCGGUCGACGGGAAGGACGCAUUGGGAGUCACGAAGGAGGACUUGGAUUGGAGACAGAAAUGGAACGGCUACAUCAAGACUCAGCUCCUCCCCGCGUCAUCGACACAAACAGUCAUGAAGAGAAUCUUCUACGCCACGAAAUCCAUCCCGGACAUGCUGGCGGCGCUCUAUAUGCCGGUUGCCACCCUCUCCGUGCCUGCGGCGGACGAUCUCGGUGUCACCGAACUCUCCAAGUCCCGCACACCGGUGGUCGCCAGCACAACGAGCUCGCCGCCACCGCUGCUGGACCUGCUCCCGCAGCUACCCAUCCUUCAUUUAUCCCUCCUCGUCUCUGGCGCACGUCUCGAGACAAUCUACGACGUCACAAUGGCGAACUUCACGCUCGUCCACAAGCAAUAUACCGAGCUGCUCGCCCGCUCCAAGCUCCAGCGCUCGUCGUCGUUUUCGUUCACGAAAGCCGGCGCCAUCACGGGCACAGGCCUGAGAUCGUGGAGCAGGGACACGGCCAGAGCCGCGUGGGAGGAUCUCGCGCAGUGGCAGUACAUUGUGCCGCAUUCGGGGGUGGGCGCCGCCAGCGUGGCAGGAAGGCAUGGGGACGAAGGCCUAGGAGGUGAUGGCAUAUCAAGUAAAAUGUUCAGGCUGGACGUGACUCUUGAUGAACUUGCCUGGGCCAUCAAGAAGAAGUUUGGGGCGACCUCUGCAGGUGAAACCUUGAUGAAAUGGUGUAAAGAGGUUUGA